Molecule: messenger RNA, 1883 nt
Organism: Colletotrichum navitas
Lineage: Eukaryota; Fungi; Ascomycota; Sordariomycetes; Glomerellales; Glomerellaceae
Product: ATP synthase F1
Exons: 7
Coding region: 327-1712 (461 amino acids)
Biological process (GO): proton transmembrane transport; proton motive force-driven mitochondrial ATP synthesis
Molecular function (GO): ATP binding; ATP hydrolysis activity; proton-transporting ATP synthase activity, rotational mechanism
Source: RefSeq, a predicted model, not a curated record
CACUGUUCCUCCCAAGUCCUCCUCCAACUUUCAACCAUCACCUCUCCACUCCCAUCCGAAGUCGCCCUUAUUCAUCUGUCAAGAUGUUCAAGAGCGGCAUUUCCUCCUUCGCCCGGGCGGCUCGCCCUUCCUUCGCGGCGACCGCUUCCCGUCGCGCCAUCAGACCUUCUACCUUCAGACUCCCUGCCACCAGCAGAUUCGCCAGCACCGCCGGUGUCGGUGAUGGAAAGAUCUACCAGGUCAUUGGUGCCGUCGUCGACGGUUCGUAACCGAGAAAAAACCCUUCAGGGGUUUCAACUUCAUCGCCGAAGCAUCAAUACUGACUCAUGAAUACAGUCAAGUUCGACACUGCCAAGCUCCCUGCUAUUCUGAACGCCCUCGAGACGACGAACAACGACCAGAAGCUGGUCCUUGAGGUCGCGCAACACUUGGGUGAGAAUGUCGUCCGCUGCAUUGCCAUGGACGGUACCGAGGGUCUCGUCCGUGGCCGCCCUGCCACCGACACUGGUGCCCCCAUCACCAUCCCCGUCGGCCCCGAGACUCUGGGCCGUAUCAUGAACGUCACUGGUGACCCCAUUGACGAGCGUGGCCCUAUCAAGUCCAGCAAGAGACUGCCCAUUCACACCGAGCCCCCCGCGUUCAUCGACCAGUCCACCACCGCCGAGGUUCUCGUCACCGGUAUCAAGGUUGUCGACCUGCUCGCCCCCUACGCCCGUGGUGGAAAGAUUGGUCUCUUCGGUGGUGCCGGUGUCGGCAAGACCGUCUUCAUUCAGGAGUUGAUCAACAACAUCGCCAAGGCCCACGGUGGUUACUCUGUCUUCACUGGUGUCGGUGAGCGUACCCGUGAGGGUAACGAUCUGUACCACGAGAUGCAGGAGACUUCUGUCAUUCAACUUGAUGGCGAGUCCAAGGUCGCCUUGGUGUUCGGUCAGAUGAACGAGCCCCCAGGUGCCCGUGCCCGUGUUGCCCUGACUGGCCUGACUAUUGCCGAGUACUUCCGUGACGAAGAAGGACAGGAUGUGUUGCUCUUCAUUGACAACAUUUUCCGUUUCACCCAGGCCGGUUCCGAGGUGUCUGCCCUUCUGGGUCGUAUCCCCUCUGCCGUCGGUUACCAGCCCACCCUCGCCAUCGACAUGGGUGGUAUGCAGGAGCGUAUUACCACCACCAAGAAGGGUUCCAUUACUUCCGUCCAGGCCGUCUACGUCCCUGCUGACGAUUUGACUGACCCUGCCCCUGCCACCACCUUCGCUCACUUGGACGCCACCACUGUCCUGUCCCGUGGUAUCUCCGAGUUGGGUAUCUACCCCGCUGUCGACCCUCUUGACUCCAAGUCUCGUAUGCUGGACCCCCGUAUUGUCGGCCAGGACCACUACGACACCGCCACCCGUGUCCAGCAGAUCCUCCAGGAGUACAAGUCCCUCCAGGAUAUCAUUGCCAUUCUGGGUAUGGACGAACUUUCCGAGGCCGACAAGCUCACCGUCGAGCGUGCCCGUAAGAUCCAGCGCUUCCUGUCGCAGCCCUUCACCGUCGCCCAGGUUUUCACUGGUAUCGAGGGUAAGCUCGUCGACCUGAAGGAGACCAUCAACUCGUUCAAGGCCAUUCUUAGCGGUGAGGGUGACAACCUUCCCGAGGGUGCCUUCUACAUGGUUGGUGACUUCGCCUCAGCCAAGGAGAAGGGUGAGAAGAUCCUUGCGGAUCUGGAGAAGAACUAAACGACUCGCGACGAAAAUACCAAAUCACGUCGAGAGUGGGGCAUUAAGCCUGUGUAUAGAAGAGGAACGAUGGAACGGGGAGGUUUCUUAGCUCAAUUCAAGUUUCUUUUGUGAGCUGUGUACCAAGAAAUCUACUUAAUUCCUCUUGUAGUUGAGAGAAUCUCCUUAUUU